Molecule: messenger RNA, 1839 nt
Organism: Eimeria tenella
Lineage: Eukaryota; Apicomplexa; Conoidasida; Eucoccidiorida; Eimeriidae
Product: Tyrosine kinase-like (TKL) protein, putative
Exons: 8
Coding region: 1-1839 (612 amino acids)
Biological process (GO): protein phosphorylation
Molecular function (GO): ATP binding; protein kinase activity
Source: RefSeq, a predicted model, not a curated record
AUGACAGCUAACUCUGAUGGACGCGGCGCUCUCGGUGGGCCCCCUGAAGACUCAUGCAAAGGGCGCUGCAGCGCUGCUGCUGUCUUAGCAGCAGCAGCAGCAGUUGAUGCUGCUGUGUUGCCUGUGGCAAAAUCGGAAGCAGAAAAGGCGAUAGCAGCAGAAGAGGCAGCAGCAUGCGUUGGCGGCUUACCUGGCGGGGCCCCACACCAUGAUGCCAAGCGUUGGCAUGCAGCAGCAGCUGCUGCUGCUGCUGCUGCGACGGCACCAGAAACUGCUGGAGGGAUACUUGGGAUGCCCUUAGCUGACGGUGAAACUGCUGCGUGUGCCGCUGGUGCAGCAGCACAAGCAGCAGCAGCGCUUGCCGCAGCGGAGAGGACUCAGAGGGCCUCGCCGCUGAUGACCAGCAAAGAUGCAGCAGCAGCAAUUGCUGCUGCUGCAGCAGCAGCAGAACAGCCAAGCGGUUCUCUGGACCCCGGUGAGCUCUGCGGCGUGUUCUUCAACGCUGUGCAGCAGCUGUCGCGCGAGGAUGGAAGCAGCAGCAGCAGCAAGAGAUGCAGCGAGGGCUGCAGCUCCACUGAGCCGCAGGACAUGGGAGCAGCAGCAGCAGCAGCAGCACACGCUGAGCAGGGCACCGCGUCAGCAGCAACAGCAGACCCUGCAGCAGCAGACCCCAAGGGGCCCCGAGCGAAGAUCUGCGACUUUGAAGCUGAUGCGGACGACUCCUCCCUCAACAAAAUAUCUUUGGAGUACUCGUACGAGGAGAUAUACGCGGCCACCGACGGCUUCCGCCACGUCCUGGGGCUGGGCGCCUACGGAACAGUCUACAGGGGUUUCAUGCGUGAUGGUUUGGAGGUGGCUGUCAAGAGGCUCAACGACCCUUCGGAGGCUGGCUUCGAACGCGAGGUCGUCGUCCUCUCCAAGUUCAGGUCUGCUGCUGCUGCUGCUGCUGCUGCUGAGGGGGUGCUGCGGGUGUGGAGGGAUGCUAAGGAGGGUGCUGCGGAUGCUGGUGCUGCUGAGGCGGGUAUUGCUGCUGCGGAUGCUGCUGCUGCGGGGGGGGGGGGUGCUGCUGCUGGGGUGGGGGGGGCUGCUGCUGGUAUUGAGGAGGGUGCUGUUGCUAUGGAUGAUGCUGCUGCUGAGGCGGAUUUUGCUGUUGCGGAUUAUGCUGCUGCUGAGGCGGGUUCUGCUGCUGCGAAGGCGCUGCCAGUGAACCUGCACCCAAACUUGGUGAUCUUGUUGGGAUUCGCUCGUCAUGGAAAGGACCGUUUCCUCAUUUACGAAAUGAUGGCUGGUGGUGACGUCUCAGGGCACUUGCAGAGAGGAACGCUGACUUGGCUGGACCGCCUCUGCAUUGCCCUGGACACGGCGGUGGCUUUGUCGCAUCUCCACCGCCACUGCCCCACAGUUUAUCACCGCGACAUAAAAACAGCAAACAUCUUGUUAGACAAGCACAAACACGCAAAGGUUUCGGACUUUGGUUUGGCUUGCCUCGCUAAAAAGGGAACAGGGCGUUUUCCUGUGCGUCAGACAGCGGGAACCGUUGGUUAUGCAGAUCCCAAGUACAUUGCCAGCUCGUUGGUCUCUGAGAUGGCGGAGGUCUAUUCCCUCGGGAUGGUCAUGUUGGAACUCCUCACGGCGAAGCCUCCAGUCAUUAUUAACUCCGACGGCUCCCUCACCUUUGUCCUGGCUCUCCUCGCCCGAGACCCUCCCCGCCUCAUUAAGGCCGCCGAUACCCGCGCGGGUUUCCCCGCCUCAGUGCUUCAUGCCUUCGCAGAAGUGGCGGUUAGGUACGUGGCAGCAGCAGCAGCAGGGGCAUCAGCAGCAGACGGGGAGGGUUUUUGA